AUGGACCUUUCACGAUUUGCUCUCCUGCCGGCCGAGCUCCAAUCGCUCGUAUGGCAAUACUUCGUGGAUGACGCGACGGCCGACGCUCGCGUUCUCGACUUCAGUAUCCGUGUUGACAAAGCCGACCAUCGUCAACGCUGGAAGGCCGUUCCAGGCCCGCUUCUCUAUGAUCGCGCCCGACCCGCCGCCACCGCACUCUCCGUCUGCAGAGAGAGCCGCUACUUCGCACUCAAAGCCUUGCCGGACACCUUGGCAGUGGAGCGCGGCAGACGUCGGGGCAUCGUCCGCUUCAACAAGGACCGCGACAUUGUGGCCAUUUCGGCCAUCUCGGUUAUCAACCAGAUACCUUUCUUCGACUUCGACAGAACAGAAAACCCCAGCUGCAUCAUUCCCGGGUUUUCGGACAACAUCCGCAACCUGGCCCUGAAGGGCAUGGUCGUUGGCGACUACGGGCUCAUGACCAAGGCUGAGCGCUAUCCGAUCCUCGUCAACCUCUGGAACCUGUUGGCCAUGUUCCACAACCUCCGCACCCUUUUCGAGCUCAUGUCCUGGGACGAGUAUGCACCCCACACGAUGGCUUGGUGCACUGCGUCCGAGGGCGUCACCGUCCAAGAGGUCGCCGUGCAUCCGCACCCACGCAGCCGGAUCUUGGAGCCAUUGACAACCAUCUGGCCCGACGUCACGACGAGCCACCCAGCUGGAAUGACUGGCAACACUCACCUCCAGCCGAAGCAGCUGGGAUGGUUGUCCGAUCGCCUCACUGAGCUGAGUAACAUGGACAACAGGGAUUUUAUUGCCUGGAUCGCCGGCUUCAAGGCCUGGCCAAUGGUUGAGUUUUACGGUACGACAGCCCACCAAGCCCUCGCCGAGCUCCGCACCACGCCGGUGGAGCAGCUUCCCAUGGGCGACGAGUGGGAUACGGACGAGGCCAAGUCGUGCAAGACCGAGGCGGACGAGGACGGCUGGAGUCGCAAGGGCUACGAGGAUGAGGCCGAAAUCGGUCCUGGCGACAACUGCUCCGUGUGCAGCGACGACUUCCCUGUCGAGAUGGCGUCUAUUCUUGCCAAGAGUCAGAGAUGGUUUUGCGCUCGCUGCAAGAUUGAAGAGCCCGAGACGGAUUGCGACAUGCUUAUGGACAGGGACCACGUCUACAAGUGGCUGGACGGUAUCUUUUAA
Molecule: messenger RNA, 1176 nt
Organism: Pyricularia oryzae 70-15
Lineage: Eukaryota; Fungi; Ascomycota; Sordariomycetes; Magnaporthales; Pyriculariaceae
Exons: 1
Coding region: 1-1176 (391 amino acids)
Source: RefSeq, a predicted model, not a curated record